Thunnus maccoyii (southern bluefin tuna) is the source of this 911-nucleotide messenger RNA. RefSeq names its product elastase 2 (gene ela2). Bases 66 to 863 code for a protein of 265 amino acids. The record is from RefSeq and is a predicted model, not a curated record. The transcript has 8 exons. Gene Ontology annotation, biological process: proteolysis. Gene Ontology annotation, molecular function: serine-type endopeptidase activity. Lineage: Eukaryota; Metazoa; Chordata; Actinopteri; Scombriformes; Scombridae.
CAGGUCUGUUAACGCACUAUAUAAGGAGGAACAGAUCCCACUAACCUUUACUCAAGACAGUCACAAUGAAGUUCGUGAUCUUGGCUUUGUUUGUUGCUGGUGCCUACGGGUGUGGCCUGCCCACCUUCCCCCCCACCGUCACCAGGGUGGUCGGCGGAGAGGAUGUCCGUGAGAACAGCUGGCCCUGGCAGGUGUCUCUGCAGUACCAGAGUGGCGGCAACUUCUACCACACUUGCGGUGGCACUCUGAUCGCCAGCCAGUGGGUCCUCACCGCUGCUCACUGCAUCAGCAGUCGCACCUACAGAGUGUAUAUGGGAAAACACAACCUGAAGGAAAAUGAGGCUGGUUCUAUUGCCAUCAGCCCCAGCAAGAUCAUCGUCCACGAGGCCUGGGACUCUUACAGAAUCCGUAAUGACAUCGCCCUGAUCAAGCUCUCCACUCCUGUCACAUUGUCUGACUCCAUCAUGCCUGCUUGUCUUCCCACCGCUGAUGACAUCCUGCCUAACGGCGCUCCCUGCUACGUCACCGGCUGGGGUCGUCUCUGGACCGGAGGUCCCAUUGCCGACAUCCUGCAGCAGGCCCUUCUUCCCGUGGUCGGCCACUCCACCUGCAGCAGGUAUGACUGGUGGGGCAGCCUGGUCACCGACAAGAUGGUCUGUGCUGGAGGAGACGGAAUCCUGGCUAGCUGCAACGGAGACUCUGGCGGUCCCCUCAACUGUCAGAACCCUGAUGGUUCCUGGGAUGUCCACGGUGUGGUGAGCUUCGGCUCUAGCAUGGGCUGCAACUACCCCAAGAAGCCCUCCGUCUUCACCAGGGUCAGCGCCUACAUCCCCUGGAUCAACAACGUGAUGGCCAGUAACUAAGAUGUGGAUUGUUUUGUGUCAUAAUUUGCUGUUGAUUGUGAAAUAAAC